Exophiala bonariae is the source of this 654-nucleotide messenger RNA. It is a transcript of the gene GSP1, whose product is annotated as GTP-binding nuclear protein gsp1/Ran. Gene Ontology annotation, biological process: protein import into nucleus; ribosomal subunit export from nucleus. The coding region runs from base 1 to 654 and encodes 217 amino acids. The transcript is spliced from 4 exons. The record is from RefSeq and is a predicted model, not a curated record. Gene Ontology annotation, molecular function: GTPase activity; GTP binding. Gene Ontology annotation, cellular component: nucleus; cytoplasm. NCBI's taxonomy places the organism in Eukaryota, Fungi, Ascomycota, Eurotiomycetes, Chaetothyriales, Herpotrichiellaceae.
AUGGCGGAAGCUGCACAAGGCCCACCAACCUUCAAGCUCGUCCUUGUUGGUGACGGUGGUACUGGAAAGACAACCUUCGUCAAGCGCCAUCUAACGGGUGAGUUCGAAAAGAAAUACAUCGCCACUCUUGGUGUCGAGGUUCACCCGUUGGGCUUCUCGACUAACCUCGGUCAAAUCCAAUUCGAUGUCUGGGACACCGCUGGUCAAGAGAAAUUCGGCGGUCUAAGAGACGGAUACUACAUCAAUGGCCAAUGCGGUAUCAUCAUGUUCGAUGUUACUUCCAGAAUUACCUACAAGAACGUUCCCAACUGGCAUCGUGACUUGGUCCGUGUCUGUGAGAAUGUCCCAAUUGUUCUUUGCGGAAAUAAAGUCGAUGUCAAGGAGCGAAAAGUCAAGGCAAAGACCAUCACCUUCCACCGCAAGAAGAAUCUCCAAUACUACGAUAUCAGCGCAAAGUCCAACUACAACUUCGAGAAGCCUUUCCUCUGGUUAGCUCGCAAAUUGGUCGGCAACCCCCAGCUUGACUUUGUCGCCGCUCCCGCGCUUGCCCCUCCAGAGGUCACAGUCAACCAGCAAUUGCUUGAUCAAUACCACAAGGAAAUGACCGAAGCCGCAGCCAUGCCUCUGCCCGACGAGGAGGACCCCGAUUUGUAA